AUGAUUACGUGGGAUAACAAUUUACAUCAUUUAGGUGAUCUGAUGAGUUGCUCAAGUUCGGCGGAGAUCUCAUGCCCGAUAGAGAGCGAUUCCAGAACUGACAUAAGUAUGGUUGGUUAUUUUUGUACAAUCAACAAAAAUCCUCCUGAAAAUGUUCCGACUUACUACCGUGACUGUAGUGGUGAACUAUUAUCAACUGUAAACGCUUCUACGUGGAGUUUAACGCCUUGCUUUGUGUACAUUCCGUUUGUGAAUUGGCUGAUUCAUUUCCAAGCAGGAUUCGGAUCCGUCACUCUCAUCGAUCAACGCUCCACAAUGGUACUCGACACAAAAUACGUCCUUACCUUCGACAUCAUCAGCCAGUGCCACGGACGGCUUUCAGUUGAGAUCGAACCUGAUAUUGAUACUGGGUCUUUGAGGAGUCGUAGUCCGGAAAAUACAGACGAUACCGAUAAGGGAUGCACAUCCAUUUUGAAAACUCGCACGGCUCUACGGAAGCACGCAAAAGUCCAUGCAGCUCGUAAUUUGUCAUGUGACCGAUGCGGAAGGACGUUUGCAGAACGAACAAAGCUCAAGCGACAUAUGUUGACGCAUACGGGCGAACGAGCUUUCCAGUGUCGAUUUGAAGGAUGUUCAAAGGCAUUCUCGUUAGAAGCCAAUUUGAAGUCACAUAUCAAAACCCAUACAGGUGAAAAACCACACAAGUGCCAAAUUUGUCAUCACGCCUUUUCACACCCGUACAACUUGCGUGUUCAUAUCUCCAGGCGACAUAAGGACCAGAAUAUAGCCUGA
Haemonchus placei is the source of this 792-nucleotide messenger RNA. The record is from the annotation of a GenBank genome assembly. NCBI's taxonomy places the organism in Eukaryota, Metazoa, Nematoda, Chromadorea, Rhabditida, Trichostrongylidae.